This is a messenger RNA of Maylandia zebra (zebra mbuna), 2873 nucleotides long. It is a transcript of the gene b4gat1, whose product is annotated as beta-1,4-glucuronyltransferase 1. Gene Ontology annotation, cellular component: Golgi apparatus. Gene Ontology annotation, molecular function: glucuronosyltransferase activity. Gene Ontology annotation, biological process: protein O-linked glycosylation via mannose. Lineage: Eukaryota; Metazoa; Chordata; Actinopteri; Cichliformes; Cichlidae. The record is from RefSeq and is a predicted model, not a curated record.
CGCAGCAGCAGCAGACUGCUGACAACUGUGCUGUGCUUUGAUGGAGAUCACAGAAACUGGAUGAUCGCUAUAUUUGUUCUUUUGUGAGUCGUGUGGAAAUCUAGGUCAGCGCUGCCACUAACCGGGAAAACAUGCGAUCGAGUAUUCGUUACAUUUCCAGCCGAGGAGGCUGCAGUUAGAACUGAGGCGCCAGUGUCGGUGACGCUAGCUGGGACAGAAAUAGAGCAGUAAGAGGCAUCCAGCUGUGGUUUUCGGACCUCUUUGUGUCCUGCAGCCUGUCUGGGAUGCAUCUCUCCAAGAAAUGUUCCGCCUUCAAAGUAGUGCUGAGCGCCCUGCUGAUAGUGGCGCUGCUGCAGCUCAUCUACCUGUCCUUCCUGUCCAAGUUUCACGGAAAGCAGCAGCGGUACCGAUACUCGGAGCUCUUCGGAGGCUCCGGGGCCAAGAAAAAUGCCCACCCGGAGAAAAACUCGCGGAAGGAGCGCCUGAGGUACUCACUGUCCACCGGCGGGAUCUUUGACAACAGCGGGCAGUACCGAGUGUACAAGAACUUAAUCAAAAGUGACUUCACCACGAAUGAGAAGCCGGGAUCUGACCCCAGCUCCAACAUCCUGGCUCUAGCUACACACACCACUAUCAACAACCUGCACUACCUGGAGUCCUUGCUGGAGAGGUGGCAGAACCCCAUCUCUGUGGCCAUAUUCGCUCACGGCCAAGAUGUGAAGUUUGCCACUGCUCUGGUGUACGCUCUCAGCUUCUUCUGCCCUCACAUCCAAGCCCUGGUGGACUUCCACUUGGUUUGCCUCUCUGGAGAGAUGGCCAGCUUCCCGGAGCAGGACCGUGAGCAUUUUGCAGGUCUUGAGGACUGUGCCUCAGUGUUCUCCAGACUGGAGACUCACGGGGAGAAGUACAAGAACUAUGCUAUGAGCGGAAACAUCUCCUACCCCAACAACCUUCUUCGUAACAUCGCCAGAGGGGGCACGGAGUCCUCCUACAUCUUGGUCAUUGACAUGGACAUGCUGCCAAGCGCCGACCUGCAUGAGCAGUUCAUGGCCAUGAUCAGCAAGCGUGAGCCAGCGAGUGACGAGGUCUUCGUCCUACCAGCUUUCGAGAUCCGCCACGCUAGGAAGAUGCCAGCCACAAAGGCAGAGCUGGUUCAACUCUACCAGGUCGGUGAAGUCCGGCCCUUUUAUGAAGAGCUGUGUCCUCGUUGUCAGGCCCCCACCAACUACUCACAGUGGGUAAACAGCCACGUCAGAGAGACGGGAACCCUGGAAGUUGCCUACACGCUCACCUGGGUGGACCCCUGGGAGCCCUUUUAUAUCGGGCACCGCUCUGUGCCUCUCUACGAUGAGAACUUCAAGCAGUAUGGCUUCAAUCGUAUCAGCCAGGCCUGUGAGCUCCACGUGGCCGGAUACAGGUUCUCCGUGCUGAGCACUGCCUUUGUGGUGCACCGCGGCUUCAAGAUCCAGGGGGAGUUCCACGCUAGGAAAGACGAGGAGAACAAACGCAACCGGGUUCUGUUUCGCAACUUCAAAGAGGGCCUGAAGACCAAAUAUCCGUCCUCCGCCCGGCGCUGCUGAAAAAAAGACGAGGUCAUCGGCCGCCGAUGAAGUCGCUGUCGAGCUGAAACGACGGACGCUUUCUUCUUGUAUCCAGAUUUAGCUUCCUGUAAAACCCUUUCUGCCCAACUUUCAUAGUCAGCACAUCAAUUUCCUAGUUUCUCUCUGAUUUUUCUUUUUUUUUUUGUGAUGGUGGCACAGUAGGCGUUUAUUUCAAAUUUUGUGAAAAUGAGCAUCAGGGAAAUGCUGCCUGGGGAUUUCUGAGUGUUCGCUUGGAUGGGAGAAAAAGAAAUGAUCAUUCAACAGUGAGAAACAGGGCAGAAAAUCUGGAGUUCACUGCGAUUUCACUCAAAUGCACAUCCAGAAAGCAUUUAGGGUCAUUUUAAAGCACAUAAGGAUCCAUGCAUCCUAUAUUUGGAAAUCAUUUUACACUCGUCCAGAUUGAAAAAUGGAGCAGAGUCCUAGAUUUCACUGCGAGUAACAUGAAGUUUAACCUCUUACAUUUCAGACAUUGUGUUUAAAGUUAACAUGCAUGGUGGUGUUUGACAGCAGCUGGCAGAAAAAUGAAUUCGUUGAUACAUCAGGGACCAACAGUAAGGACCUGCUGCUUAAUGUGGAGCUCCUGACCAGCUUAUUCUCCUGCAGACUGACGGAGCAGCUUCAUUUUUAGGAAGGUGGUGGAGCAUCACAAAGGUCUACUGGUCUACAAGGAGACAUCAGCAGGAAGGCAGCGGCGUUGUUUUGUAGAGCGAUGCUGAAGAUGCUUUAAUCAGGCUUUCUGUACAGAAACAAGUUCUCCAUCUACAUAUAUACAAACACUAGCAGCCCUCUGACUGGAAGAGAAGCUAAAAAUGCUACAUUUCUUCCUUUUGGGGACUUGAAGGGUCUGAUUAUUAUAUUUCCUCCAAGGGCAAAAACACUAGUUUAAAGAUAAAGCUGCUCCUUUAUUCUGACAAGGUCGUCACAGCAGAUGGAUCUGCAUCUUUUGAUUUGACACAGAUUUCUGUGGCUAAAAAAACCCUCCUCACACUAUUUAACUUCACUUGUUUGGCCUGGUUUCAGACAUUUAUGUCAGCUAUUCAAGAAAAAAAAUGAUGAAGUAGUCUGAUUGUUGCUCUGCAGACCUGCAAUCAUGGGAGUAAAGCCUGUCUUAUAGUGCGCUCUGACCACAAGGUGGCAACAGUCGCUCGAGCGUCCCGGUUGUGGUUUGUUUUCAGCCUGUGGUAAAAACAGCAGAGCGCUCGCACAUCAGCGGCGCUGUUUGGUGCUCAGGACGCGAAGCAGCUCCGCAGCACGGCCGUUAGCACAUUUGGC